Molecule: messenger RNA, 2423 nt
Organism: Brassica rapa (field mustard)
Lineage: Eukaryota; Viridiplantae; Streptophyta; Magnoliopsida; Brassicales; Brassicaceae
Source: RefSeq, a predicted model, not a curated record
UUAGGAGGCACACUUGCUCUCACAUCCAUGACCUCCUCACGGGUCUUUUUGACUACAAGGUCCAACCAACUAAAGAGUAUAUCGGCUGGUUGGGAAGAAAUCCAUAUAUUGCCAAGCAGGUCAAUGCAGAUGUGGUUACAAAAACUGAGACAUUGACUAUUGAAGAAAUAUUCUCCUACAUGAAGCAGGGAGCUGUGAAGGAUGCUUUCUUUGUGUGCACUGCGACAAUCGAUGAUGUUGUCCACGACUCUCCUUGGUAUUAUAUAGCAUGCGGUGGGUGCAAAACAAAGGCAACCAAAGGGCCAACCUCCCUUAUGUGCGCGAAAUGUGGCAAGAACGAUGUUGCCGGUGAACCACAAUACCUAGCUAAGAUUUAUGUUUAUGAUAAGAGUGAUGAGGCUGUUUUUGUUCUCCUUGGCGAUGCCGGUCGUGAGCUAACAGGGAAGCAUGCGUCGGAGUUGGUUAGCAAUUAUUUUGAGGCCAAUGGAAAUAAAGAAAAUGGAUUCGAGGUGCCCGUUCCGCAAGUUUUGCUCAACACAAUAGGGCAAACACACAAGUUCAAUGUAAAGGUGACUGAGCACAAUUUUUCAGGCAGGACGCGGGUAAUAACCGUGACGAAUGUCCUGUCCCCAUCUGCUCCACCAUCUACACAAGAUCCAGUUGCUGAUCAAAUUAGUGGCUCUGGUAAUGGAACACUUGCGACUGGGUAUGACGUUAUUGAGCCAUCCAAAAGCCCUCAAGAUUCUGCAGAGGUAGUGCUGAAAAGGAUGGGUGAUGGUGUUGAGAUAGGCAACGCUAAACGUUUUAAAGAUGGGAACUAAUAUGCCUCUCAUCGUGGCAAAGAAUGCAACUUUUACUACACUUAUCUGUUUUAGCUUUCCAGUUUUUUUGGCUUUUGUUUGACUCUUUCUCCUAAUUCUGCUUAUUUCAUACUUUUGAAUCUAAUUUGGAAACAAUUUGUUUUUUAAAGUAUGGUACUAACUUUUUUUGAAUCAGCAUGAGUUUCACGUUAAAAGCAUGGUACUAAUUUUUUUUUUUAAAUUACCGGACCCAAAUUAGUGCUACCAAAUAAUAUCUAAUGCCUUGAUUUAUGCCCCAUAUCAAAAGAAUCAAUUGCACAAUUAAGUUGAAUAUUUUUUUUCCAUAUUUGUAAAUCCUUACCUUAAAAACCAGAGCCAAUAUAUUAUCUCCAUAGAAGUCUAUGUCACUCAUUAGCUUGAUUUUACUCUUAAUACAAGUUUUGAUUUUCAUUGAACGUGGAUUAAAAGUUUUAUAUCUCCUUCGAUAUUUGAAAACAAAACAAAAACACCUAGAUUAAGUCCCCUUUGUCUAAAAAAAUUAGACUAUAUUUUUUUCGUGGAAUUUUUUUCCAAAAAGACUGAUUAUCAUAGGAUAGAAUUUUGUUUUUUUUGUCUACCAUUGAUUUGUUUAGUUCCCUGGCACACAGGUUGUGUUUCCAGUGAGUAUAUACGAAAAAUAUAGAACACUAAGAGAAGCCAAACUCUGGAAAGCAUAGCCAAACCACGCUUGGCCAACAUAUAAAUGUUAGAUGUUAGUAACUAUUAAUUUGGCUAAAUGGUUUCCUAUAAGUAUGCCAGUAUACACACAGAUACAUAGUUGUAUGCUUAUUAUUAUAUCAAGCUAUUCUACAGCUUCGCUAUUUCCCCCAUGGUAUGAGAAUAUUACUAAACCAAGUAAUAAAAUAUAAUUAAUAUGCUAAGUCUAAUGAGACAAUCAAAUUAUAAAAGUUAUCUUUAUAUCAAACUAUUCAACAGACCUUUUUGAGAACUUGAUUAUAAAUUCACCAUUGUUGUCUAUUCAAAUUAUAUUAGCAUACUUAUUUUAGUCAGUGGACAUAAAUAUUAGGUAUUACAGUAAAAAUAUUUCAGAUUUACCUACCAACUUGAAGGAAAUGUUUCUUUUCCCUGCAAUUACCGAGGACAUUAAAACCAAGAUGUUUCAACACAUGUUUUAAAAGCCACCAAAAAAAAUUCAAAAAAAUACACCAGUUUCCAAAGUAAUCAGAUGUAAGUUUUAACACAAAUUUAGUGUAAAGGUGGAUCCAAAAAAAAAACUAUUGUAUUGAAUAUUUUGUAUUUUUAAUCAAUUAGGUUUACAGAAUUCCUCAAAGGUUAAUGAUGGAAAAAAUAAAAAUAAAAUAAAUUUAGAAAUUACCACUUUAAAAACCUCCCUAGGGUAAACAUUUAUUAAAAAAAAAAACUAUACACAUUGGAUACUAUAUUAUGAAUCAAACUAUGCCUACAUGGUUUUUAGAAAAUAUAGACUACUAUCUGUUCAGAAGUUUAAUGUCAAAUAAUUAUACUCUACUAUUACUAAGUUAUACUUUUUCAAAUUAGCAUAAUUUAUACUUUUAUAUCUAAAAAAAUAUUCCAAACGUUUACACAAAAUAUUCCAAACAUUUA